CUGAAAGUGGUCACAAGCAUUUACCUAAACAUACAAAGGAUGCCGAACGGUUCUUCAAAGAGUUAUUGCUUGUUAUUAGGGUUUCCAUUAGGGGUUCUUCUUCUUUUCCUCGUCUUCUCCUCUUUCCCUAUGAAUGAAUCUCCACAUCAACAGUUCUUUUCUUCACUGACUCUGUCCUCUCUUAUUGACCACACGAACGCAUUACAAUCCUCAUCUUCUACUUCUUUAUCAAACUCUCCUCCGAUUUCGAUAAAGAAAAGGAGCAUUAAUCUUGAGAGAAGAGAAGAAGAGUUGAGGAAAGCAAGGGUUGCAAUCAGAAGAGCCGUCAAGUUUAAGAAUUGCACGUCCAACGAAGGCAUGACUUACAUCCCCACAGGCCAAAUAUACAGAAACUCAUUUGCCUUUCAUCAGAGUCACAUAGAAAUGAUGAAAAGGUUCAAAGUAUGGUCGUACAAAGAAGGAGACCAGCCGCUGGUUCAUGGUGGACCGGUGAACGAUAUCUAUGGAAUCGAGGGGCAAUUCAUCGACGAGCUCGAAAACGUGAAGGGCGGCCUAAGCGCCCGGUUUAGGGCUUCCCAACCUGAGGAAGCUCAUGCCUUCUUCUUGCCCUUCUCCGUUGCCAACAUUGUCCACUACAUUUAUAAACCUAUCGUGUCACCUGCCGAUUUUAGCAGAGCUCGUCUCCACCGAAUUUUUAAUGACUACGUAGACGUUGUGGCUCGCAAGUACCCUUUGUGGAACCAAAGCAAUGGUGCUGAUCAUUUUAUGGUUUCCUGCCAUGAUUGGGCUCCUGACGUGCCUGGUAGUAAACCAGAGUUUUUCAAAGACUUUAUAAGAGGACUUUGCAACGCCAACACAUCGGAAGGUUUCAAACCGAACAUCGAUUUCUCUAUACCUGAGAUUAACAUUCCUAAAGGAAAGCUAAACCCACCGUUCAUGGGCCAAAACCCUGAGAAUAGGACGAUCUUGGCUUUCUUCGCAGGAAGAGCUCAUGGAUAUAUAAGGGAAAUCUUGUUCAGUUACUGGAAAGGUAAGGAUAAAGACAUUCAAGUGUACGACAACCUCUCAAAGGAACAAAACUAUCACGAAUUGAUAGGUCAUAGCAAGUUUUGUCUUUGUCCUAGUGGCUACGAAGUGGCUAGCCCAAGAGAAGUAGAAGCCAUCUACUCGGGAUGUGUCCCUGUUGUGAUAUCUGAUAACUACUCGCUUCCUUUCAACGAUGUGCUUGAUUGGAGCAAGUUUUCGGUUGAGAUUCCAGUCAAACAAAUUUCUGAAAUCAAGAAAAUCUUGCGGGAGAUUCCACAUGACAAGUAUUUACAGAUGCAUCAAAAUGUAAUGAAGGUUAGAAGACAUUUUAUGGUGAAUCGUCCGGCUCAACCGUUUGAUGUCUUCCACAUGAUACUUCACUCUGUUUGGUUAAGGAGACUUAACAUUAAGUUGCCUUCUUGAUUUAAAAUCCUUUUCACUAUUUAAAAGCUUUUAGCUACAACCAAAAAAAAAAACUCUUCCAUUCACUAGUUGAAUUGUCACAACAAUACAUGUCUGAUAUCAGGAAGCAAUGUCUUUGUACUCCAUAAACAUGUGGGCGACUGUAGAGAAAACUAAGUCCACCCCCCUGAGAAACAUACGUUCUCUGCCUUACUGAUGCUAGGACUUUUCAAGGGUCCUUAUCAAAUGAUGUAGUAUAAAAGAUUGUCGAACCAAUGAUUCUAAUGCACUGGGAAUGCAAGUCUAUGCUUAAUCUAAGUGCAACCAAUUGAGUGAAGUGAAGUGAACUAAAACUAGACUAGAAAUGCAAUAAAAGAAUGAAC
Raphanus sativus (radish) is the source of this 1811-nucleotide messenger RNA. RefSeq names its product probable glycosyltransferase At3g42180. The transcript has 4 exons. NCBI's taxonomy places the organism in Eukaryota, Viridiplantae, Streptophyta, Magnoliopsida, Brassicales, Brassicaceae. Gene Ontology annotation, molecular function: glycosyltransferase activity. The record is from RefSeq and is a predicted model, not a curated record. The coding region runs from base 40 to 1449 and encodes 469 amino acids.